Linderina pennispora is the source of this 447-nucleotide messenger RNA. RefSeq lists its product as uncharacterized. The record is from RefSeq and is a predicted model, not a curated record. Bases 1 to 447 code for a protein of 148 amino acids. The transcript has a single exon. Gene Ontology annotation, biological process: cyclic nucleotide metabolic process. Gene Ontology annotation, molecular function: 2',3'-cyclic-nucleotide 3'-phosphodiesterase activity. Lineage: Eukaryota; Fungi; Kickxellomycota; Kickxellomycetes; Kickxellales; Kickxellaceae.
AUGGCCACCCCGCAGCACAAAUACUCGCUCUGGCUCAGCCCGCCCAAAUAUUCCCCCGCACAUGCCAGCAUCCAGUCGCUAAUCGCCCAAUUCUCCACUGCGCCAGGCUCACCCGUUUUCUCGCCACACCUGACACUAUUCUCGCCUGUGCGCACAGACAGCGAUGCUGCGGCAAUUGAGCAAGUGCAGCUUUAUGUGGCAAAGCUACGAGAAAGGCAACUGAGCCAGAUUCCGACUGAGAUCCGUAGGGUCGCCAGUGGAAGCAAGUUCUACCAGUGCAUCAUGCUUGAGGUCGGCGGUGUGCAUGAGGACGCUGUGCGGUCAGCGAAUACAAUUGCGCGUGAGCACUGGGAUGCUACCGACCAGCCUAACUACUACCCUCAUGUCAGCUUGGUGUACAGGGAGUGCACAGCCGAGCAGCGGCAAGCAACUGAAGGAGGCUGUUGA